Molecule: messenger RNA, 893 nt
Organism: Drosophila erecta
Lineage: Eukaryota; Metazoa; Arthropoda; Insecta; Diptera; Drosophilidae
Product: gamma-interferon-inducible lysosomal thiol reductase
Exons: 4
Coding region: 166-795 (209 amino acids)
Molecular function (GO): oxidoreductase activity, acting on a sulfur group of donors, disulfide as acceptor
Source: RefSeq, a predicted model, not a curated record
GCACUGAAUGUGUCAAAACGGCGCUCAGUUGCUCAACUAAAAUCGAGUCCGACGGUCGCAUACACUUGGGCUUGGCAUUCGCUGCGGACACAGAAGCCUUCAUUCCCGCACUCCGUCGAAGGUCGAUCGAUUUGAGCACCCAAAGCUCAAAUUACUAGUCACAAGAUGACGAAGUUGGCCACUGCCGCCAGCCUGCUGCUCCUCAUCCUGUCCUGCGGAUGGGCGGAGCUCGAGGAGAAGCACCAGUCGAACAAGCUGCACAUCACCCUCCUUUACGAGUCCUUGUGCCCGGACAGCAGGAACUUCAUGCAUCAGCUAGGACCCGUUUACGAGGAGUUUGAGGACUACAUCGAUAUCCUUUUAGUGCCCUUUGGCAAAUCCCAGUCGGAGCGCAAUGGUGCCAUCUUCCACUGCCAGCACGGACCGGCUGAGUGCAAGGGCAAUCGCCUCCAGAGUUGCGUCAUCAACAGCACCGGAAACCAGGCGGCACAGGUGAAAUUCGUGGUGUGCCAGAUGCUGGCUCCGGAUUACUCCCGCAUUGAUCAGUGUGCCAAUGAGGCGGGCCUGCUCACCGAUGUGGUCCACUGCCUGUCCAGCGAGACGGGCACCAAAUUGCAGCUGCAAGCGGAGCUGGUGACCAAACAGUAUAGUCCGAGCUUCAUUCCCACCAUCGUCUACAAUGGCGUCUUCGAUCAGCAGCUGCAGGACCAUUCGCUGCACGAUUUCCGCGGCACGGUUUGCUAUAUGUUACGUCAACAAAACUUGCUGCCCAGCGGCAGCACAAUCUGCCAGUAGAUCUGCUAAAUGUUCAAUGUAACUGCCUCAAGUUUGGAAUGAAAUUAAAAUUCAUAAACUGGUUUUUUAACCGCACAAGAAUGCCUCUCCUCUGGGGG